GCAAUGGAACUAUUGACUUUGCUGAGUUUCUCACAAUGAUGGGAAGAAAGAUGAGAGAACCGGAUUCAGAGGAUGAAAUCAGGGAAGCAUUCAAGGUGUUCGACAAGGACAACAAUGGUUUUAUCUCGGCGGCGGAGCUACGGCACGUGAUGACCAAUCUUGGCGAGAAGUUGACGGACGAGGAGGUGGACGAGAUGAUCAGGGAAGCUGAUGUGGACGCCGAUGGACAGGUUAAUUAUGAAGAAUUCGUCAAGAUGGUGACGUCAAAGUGACCACAUCUAUCCAAAAAUUGUACGAUCAUUGAACGCCAUUAUUUUGCAUUUCUUUCAUUAUCCAUUUUCACAAUCAAUAGUUUCGAAAUUGUGUUGACCCCGUACGCAUCAAGCUUGUAUUUUAAUAAAUAAAUACACUUUUUACAAACUG
Aplysia californica (California sea hare) is the source of this 423-nucleotide messenger RNA. Its product is annotated as calmodulin. Gene Ontology annotation, molecular function: calcium ion binding; enzyme regulator activity. Lineage: Eukaryota; Metazoa; Mollusca; Gastropoda; Aplysiida; Aplysiidae. The record is from RefSeq and is a predicted model, not a curated record.